Molecule: messenger RNA, 2460 nt
Organism: Tyto alba (common barn owl)
Lineage: Eukaryota; Metazoa; Chordata; Aves; Strigiformes; Tytonidae
Product: arylsulfatase A-like
Exons: 5
Coding region: 533-1240 (235 amino acids)
Molecular function (GO): arylsulfatase activity
Source: RefSeq, a predicted model, not a curated record
GCGUACCACGACCAUUUCUUUCUGGGGCACUGCCUGCUGAGCCAAAGGCAGCCUCAGUGUCAAAGGCCUGCUCCGUCCUGCCCACGCUCCUCCGAGCACACACCAGUGCUGAAGUUGACACAGUUCUUGAAAUAAACUCACCAGUUUUCACAGCUAACCAUACUUCAGGCCAAUUCAGUCUCCAGUGCAAGGCAGGGACUUCCAUGCCUGGCACCUGCACAAUGCGGCUGCGGGCAGACAAGUGGGGCACAAAGGGAAAGAGCCACAAAAGGGGCCAAAACUCUGCCUGGUCAGAGAGGAUGAUGCUUAGAGUCACCAUGGGAUGGAGGAGACUGGCAUAUCAUGGCUAGAAAGAAAAGAGGAAAAAUUGACGUGACAUGCAGAAACUUUCGGGUAUGCAUUAAGGCACACAAGCUGAUGAUCUGGGCCUGGCAUAAACCAUAGCUAACUGAACAUAUCACGGGAUAAUUCUGAGCAUAACAAGAGAAAUUACCGACAUAAGAUUCGGCUGCCAUGGUAUGGGGGAACUGGAAUGAGGCAUUGGUUGUCUGGAACAAAAGGGAUGUGGUGUGGCAUUGCCAGCCCAUCCACCUUGCGGAUGGCACGUGGAGGCAGUUCUGGCCUUCUGAAGUGUGGGAAGGGCACAACAUACGAAGGUGGCAUGCGGGAACCAGCAGUGGCUUAUUGGCCAGGCCAUAUCACUCCAGGAGUGACACAUGAACUGGCAAGCACCCUGGACAUCCUGCCAACACUGGCUACCCUGGCUGGAGCAGCUCUUCCCAAAGUUGCCCUGGAUGGCUAUGACCUGAGUCCAGUGCUGUUUGGGUCAGGGAAGAGUCCUCGGCAGACAAUGUUCUUCUACCCGCCAUCCCCUGAUCCGCUGCACGGCCCCUUUGCUGUCAGGCUUGGGAAGUACAAGGCCCAUUACUUCACACAAGGUUCCUUUCACAGCGAUACGACCCCAGACCAGGCCUGCCACGGGCUGACCCCGCUGACCCCUCACUUGCCCCCGCUGCUCUUUGACUUGGAGUCAGACCCAGCUGAGAACUAUGAUCUGCUGCAGAGUGGCGCAGGGCCGGAGGUUCUGCAAGUCCUGAAGGAGAUCAAACUGCGGAAAGUGCUUUUGGAGCAGCAAAUGGGGUUUGGAGAAAGCCAGAUCAGGAAGGGCAGGGAUCCCGCCCUGCAGCCCUGCUGCGUACCAAACUGCACUCCUAAGCCUUCCUGCUGCUACUGCUCCUAGCUUCUUGCUGCUCCAUCCCCUUCAGUUGUUCCACACUGGAACGCUAUCCAGGACCCACCAAACACCCCCUCUGUCCCCAACUAACCAAGCUCAGCCUUAGAGCUACCCUGCAGCUUUGGCUCAGUGACACCUCUGUCUAAUAGAGUGCUGGGGUAGCCAACUGUGGGUUGGGGAGAUUACCAACCCUGCUAGGAGCGCAGGUCAGUGGAUCCUAUGCUCUGCGUUGGAUGUCCAAGCUAAGGCCUCUUGACAGAAACCCUGACUUGUUCAGGGUGGGAUCAUGGUACAUCGUCAUCUCCAGAGCCAGAACAACUCCUUUCAAACCACAAUCAAGGUGAAGCAAAGGGCAUGCCCCAGUGUUCAGAGCUCCCAGCUCAGCUGGAGACAUGCUCUGCACCUCUGAGUAAGAACAGAGCUGGAAGCUGCAGCACCAUCACUCGCCAGGGGCCAAGAACACAGCAAGAGGAGGAUGGCAUGGAUGGUCCUGGCAGCUUCAGAGGCAGGACCUUGUGCAGCUAGUGCAGAAUGGACAUGCCUAGGUGGAAAGCAGCUUGGGGUAUGUGUGCUUAAGUACCUCCAAGUCCUUCAUGACUCCAGGAGGUGGAGAUGUGGCCAGUGGUUGUCAGGAUUGGUCCUCUUGUAAGGUCUGUGGAUCUUGGGGCUGAUCAAUCAGGUGGGCGGCAACCACAUGCCAUCCACAUGACUGAAAGGGUCUGUCUCCUCUUGCUUGUGAGCUAGUCCAGCUCCAAGUUUCCCAGUGACUUGCACAUGCACACAGCGCUCCCACCAGUCGCUGGCCCUAGACACUGGGUGUUUCCAACUGGGGGGUCCCCCGACCUGUGUUCCCUCCUGCCAUUGCUAGCAGCCAGGCCUCUGGGCCCACCCCACCCCGGGGACAGAGCGGAGCCGCACAGAGAAAGGUUUGGAAUCACUCUCAACAAGAAGGUAGGACGGGUUGUGGUGGUUACGUGCAAGGCUCAGCCAAACAAGCAAUCCAACUAGCAGCUUAGGGGUGACUGGCUCCUUGAUCCCCCUUUCUCUCCAUUUUCCAUGCUUUUAUAUCCCACUCACCUGCCUUGAGUGCUCCCUUUCUCCACCCUUGUGUCCUCCCAAAUGAGGGACCUACCUGUGAUUGUUUUUUCCCCCUUGCUCCCAGGUUAGCUAGGCUUGUGAACAGAUUUGGUGUCCCAGGUGACAUUAGUUAGAUCACCUUGGACUUC